AUGAGAAACUUGUCCAUAGCCAAGUCCUGGAAUAGCUCAUCAGUGACACUGUUUAUCUUCCUGGGAUUUGCAGACCAUCCACAACUCCAAGUCAUCCUCUUUGUGACUUUCCUUGGCAUCUAUCUUGUGACCCUGGCCUGGAACCUGGCCCUCAUCUGUCUGAUAAGAAGUGACACCUGUCUGCACACACCCAUGUACUUCUUCCUCAGCAACUUGUCCUUCAUUGACAUCUGCUACUCUUCUGCUGUGGCUCCCAAGAUGCUUGUUGACUUCUUCCAGAAAUGGAAGACCAUAUCAUUCCUGGGCUGUGCUGUUCAAUUUUUCUUCUUCGUUGGCAUGGGUCUAACUGAGUGUCUUCUUCUGACAGCUAUGGCAUAUGACCGAUAUGCAGCCAUCUCCAGUCCCCUCCUCUAUACUACCAUCAUGUCCCAAGGCUUCUGUACUUGCUUGGUGGCUGGGGCAUAUGUUGGUGGCUUCCUAAGUGCCCUGAUCCAGGCCAUCUCCAUAUUUCAGCUCCACUUCUGUGGACCAAAUAUCAUCAACCACUUCUUCUGUGACCUCCCACCAAUCCUGGCACUUUCUUGCUCUAACACCUUCCUCAGUCAAGUAGUAAAUUUCUUUGUGGUGGUUGCUGUUGGAGGGACAUCAUUUCUCAUCCUCCUAAUCUCCUACAGUUACAUAGUGUCUGCUGUCUUGAAGAUCCAAUCUGUGGAAGGUCGAUGGAAAGCCUUCAAUACAUGUGCCUCGCACCUGAUGAUGGUGACUCUGUUGUUUGGGACAGCUCUUUUCAUGUACCUGCGACCCAGCUCCAGCUACUCACUUAGCAGGGACAAGGGAGUUUCUGUGUUUUAUUCUCUAGUCAUUCCCAUGCUGAACCCUCUCGUUUAUAGUUUGAGGAACAAAGAGAUCAAGGAUGCCCUGAGGAAAGUGAUGGAGAAGAAAGUGUUUUUCUAG
Castor canadensis (American beaver) is the source of this 954-nucleotide messenger RNA. RefSeq names its product olfactory receptor family 5 subfamily A member 1 (gene Or5a1). Gene Ontology annotation, cellular component: membrane. Lineage: Eukaryota; Metazoa; Chordata; Mammalia; Rodentia; Castoridae. Gene Ontology annotation, biological process: G protein-coupled receptor signaling pathway. Gene Ontology annotation, molecular function: G protein-coupled receptor activity; olfactory receptor activity. The record is from RefSeq and is a predicted model, not a curated record.